AUGUCAGACCAGAGGAAAGCAUCUGUUGAGCAUGUCGAACUGGAAGUUGUCAAGGAACCUGGGGUUGGGGAGCGCCAUGAUGAGCAGACACUGAGCUUUGCCCAACUGCUGAGACAACAUCCAAGAAUCAUCGGGUGGUCGAUGUUCUGGUGUAUGUGUGCUUUGGGAUGGGGCUUUGAUACUCAGGUAAAUGGUGCCAUGGUGAGUGUACCGGCAUUUCGUGAAUACUACGGAUAUGUGUACAAAGGAAACCCCAUUAUCCCAGCCCACUGGCUUAGUGCCUUUAAUGUCAUCUCCUCUGUUGGCCAGUUUUUCGGCGGGUUUCUUUGCAGUUAUCUGGCUGAUCGUGUUGGCCGCAAGAAGAGUCUGUCCGUCGGAGUUGUUAUCACUACCGGCGGUAUUUUCGGAGAGACCUUCUCGAGCAAUGCCGGAGCUUUUAUAGUUAGCAAGCUCAUCCUGGGGCUGGGUGUCGGAUUUUACUUGACCCUAGGGCCCAUCACUUGCUCGGAGAUCUCCCCCGUUGUUCUACGCGGUCUUUCCUCGGCGGGCAUCAAUCUGGCAAUUGCAGUUGGCCAACUCGCCUCUAACGCGGCCACAAAAGGGUUUGGCAAUCGCAAUGAUGUCUGGGCCUUUCGGGGGCCUUUCCUCGUUCAACUCCUCUUUUCCAUCAUUCUGCUCACCGGAAGCUUCUUCUCUCCUGAAUCUCCCUAUUACCUUGUGCGCCAAGGUCGCGUCGACAAAGCGAAGGAGUCACUUAGAGCGCUCUAUGGGACAGAAGCCGACAUCAGUUCAGUCUUAAGUACGAUCCAGAGCACAGUAAAUGCCGAACAAGAAGCAUUGACUCCGAGCUACAUCUCCGCCUUCCGCGGGACCGAUCGAAUCCGCACACUGAUCUCGAUCGGGGUUUUUACCUGCCAGCAUCUAGCCGGCAUCGUCUUUGUGCUCAGUUUUUCCACUUACUUCUUCCAAUUAGCUGGCCUGGGUACUUCCAGCGCGUUUGAUUUGGGUGUCGGCGUCACAGCAUGCGGCGUGGCUGGGAACAUCUGCUCCUGGUUCCUGGUCAACCGUGUGGGACGUCGUCCCAUCUUUCUCGGUGGAAUGGCUGGCUGCACGACCCUACUUCUUCUAAUCGGAAUACUAGACGUCAUACCUACCGGAGCGGCCCAAUGGGCCCAGGCAUCGCUCACUGUGGUGUAUGCAUUUGUUUACUUUCUCACUAUUGGUGCGGUGGCCUUCGUUCUUCUGGGCGAGGUAUCGUCUUUACAGCUGAGAGCGAGAACAACCGCCUUGGCGACUGCUACGCAAGCCAUCUGGGGUAUCAUCAUGUUUUUUAUUGUGCCCUAUAUGGUGAAUCCGGAUUCCGGGAAUCUUAAAGGAAAGGUCGGGUAUAUUUUUGGGGGAAUCUCGCUAGCAACGACAUUGGUAUGUUUCUUUUACAUUCCUGAACUGAAAGGGAAAACAUAUGAGGAGAUAGAUGGUUUGUUUCGUAGUCGGGUGCCGCCGCGAAGGAUGGGAAGUCACCACUUCGAGCAGGCGUAA
Molecule: messenger RNA, 1539 nt
Organism: Aspergillus bombycis
Lineage: Eukaryota; Fungi; Ascomycota; Eurotiomycetes; Eurotiales; Aspergillaceae
Product: putative MFS alpha-glucoside transporter
Exons: 4
Coding region: 1-1539 (512 amino acids)
Biological process (GO): carbohydrate transport; transmembrane transport
Cellular component (GO): membrane
Molecular function (GO): carbohydrate:proton symporter activity
Source: RefSeq, a predicted model, not a curated record